AUGGCCGGCGUUCAUGAUCCUCGAUUGCUAUAUAGCAUCACAAAUAUUCGGGCCUUUCACAUCCAAGAUGGGGAGGAGCAGGAGCUGACCCCAUCUGGGCCGCAAACUCUUUCACUACUCAUGGUCCCCACCACUACUUCACCAUCAAUGCCACCCUACGCAACCAGUGCGGGCACCGAAACUCCUGAAGAGGAUUUUUAUCUACACCUCUGCCUUCCCCCAGAACUGGAUCUUGCUUUACCUGCGAGCACUCAGAUUUACCACCAAAUGCCCGAUAGUUAUUUGAUCCCCCGCUGGGAUCUGGCCCCGGGCACCUUUAUUCGAAUCCAGUUCCCGGGGAUUGGGUCUGGUCCGGACAAAGUGACUCAGGACGACAUCGAUACCUUCGAAACCAUACUCGCCCAAUGCACCGCAUUCCUGGAACGGACUACUGCUCCUUCCCAGAAGUCAAGUGGCAAGUCGCAUGGCCAUCCCGCCUACAAUCCCGCUGAUUACGCGCCUGGUGAGGGAUAUAUCUCCUCUGACGGCCAGCAGAAUGCACAUGGCAAAAUCGUGCUUGUUGAUGAGGAAGAUGGGAGCGUAGUGGGAGAAUUGGGCGACGCGUAUGAUGUGGUUGAAGAACCCGAUGUCAAACCGGGAUCCAAGAGACCGGUCAAUAUUGAGCUCCCUAGUGAGGGUGAAGGCAACCGAGUCAGUAUUAGCAAUGUCUCUGAAGAGUACUUGGCUAUGUCUCGGCACCCCGCGUACAAGAACUCGACCAUUGUGCAGACCUCGGCAACCGCAUCUCGUCUGAUUGUCGCGACUUCCACGUCUCUCGCCAAUGCUAUUACUAGCGGCGCCGAGAGCUUCACUAAGAAGACAAAACCAAAUCAAAAGCCCUUGACGUUCUCCGAUGCCACACAUGCGCGCAUCCGCAAGGUCGGCAGCUUGUCCACUGGCGCCGCCGACCUUUCCGCUCGUACAUUAGGGCAAGUCGAACGAGUUGCACAGAACGUCGGCGCAUCACUGUCGCGCAAAGACAACAAGCCCAGGAGCUUGGACAAGUCCCGGCCCCCAACGGACUACAAGCCUGGCGUGCUCAACAAGUCCCUGAUCGCCUUCAACACGCUAGCCGACGGAAUCCAGGAAGGCGCGCGGAAUAUUCUCCUCACUGGCAGCUCCGCGACUGGCGCGAUGAUCGGUCACAAGUAUGGCACGGAGGCCGGCGACGUGGCAAACAGUCUGACCGGUGGGGUGAAGAAUGUAGGCCUGGUUUACAUUGAUGCCACCGGAGUAAGUCGGCGAGCUCUCUUGAAAUCCGUUGCCAAGGGUAUGGUCGUGGGACGGAUGCGCGAUGGGAAGCAGGUGGUGGUGGGUGGUGGCGAUGGCGGCGAGCUUUCUCCCGAUCCUCAUGCUGCCGAGGCUGGGCCAUCAACCAACCCCACCCCGCCGCCCGCUUAUGGCGCGUCGGGGACCACGUCGCUCGGCGGCACGCCCAUGAGCAUGUCCGGGGGUAAGCGGUAA
Messenger RNA from Penicillium longicatenatum, 1503 nucleotides. Its product is annotated as senescence-associated domain-containing protein. Gene Ontology annotation, biological process: cell division. The transcript is spliced from 2 exons. Gene Ontology annotation, cellular component: plasma membrane. The record is from RefSeq and is a predicted model, not a curated record. NCBI's taxonomy places the organism in Eukaryota, Fungi, Ascomycota, Eurotiomycetes, Eurotiales, Aspergillaceae. The coding region runs from base 1 to 1503 and encodes 500 amino acids.